This is a messenger RNA of Aspergillus fumigatus Af293, 2055 nucleotides long. Its product is annotated as putative C2H2 finger domain protein. NCBI's taxonomy places the organism in Eukaryota, Fungi, Ascomycota, Eurotiomycetes, Eurotiales, Aspergillaceae. The transcript has 7 exons. The record is from RefSeq and is a predicted model, not a curated record. The coding region runs from base 1 to 2055 and encodes 684 amino acids.
AUGGAACCUGAUCAUCUUCCAAGGAAAGGCGAGAGCGACUUUCAGCCUCACAUACGCAGUAUCCAAAGGCACCGUCCGAGUCGCGAAGAGUGUGUUAAUCAGGGUACCCGUAGGGGUCUUUACAAGGACCCUGCAGAUGAUACUGAUGAGGACUUGUCGGACGUUCCCGAAGAUUACGGCCAGUCCGAUAAUACCAAGAAACUACGCUUCCGACUGGUGGAUCGUUGGGGUCGUUUCUGCCGGACAAAAGCGGCCGAGCCAUUUGCAGACCUUAAAUGGAGCGAUGCUGAGGAAGCCCUUCGCCAGGCUUCUCCAAAGGACAUGCAUCGGUUCUUGAACUGGUGUUUCAAGCUCGAGCGCGGGAAAGACGGCCGAAGGCUGAAAGGAUACAACAAAGCCAGUGCUCUGAAAGAAGACUGGAAGUAUUUUCGAGGUUACUAUACAAAAGUGACCAAGAACCCGAUGAGCAAAGAAAUGGGCGCGGCCGUUCGCAAGGGCAUUCGACGCCUGAUCGACAAGUAUGGCCUCGAUACGCAAGUUCGGGAUAACACUCCUGUCUACAUUGAGGACAUGGUCCCUUUUAAUGAGACCAUCCUCCAGACACGGGAAAAGCGAUUCCAUCUUGGUUUCCAACGCAUCCUGCUGUGCUUCUAUGUCAUGAUGGGCUUAUUCACAGUCAGUCGGAAAGGUGCUAUGCUGCACCUUCAGUACAAGCAUUUGGUGGUAACUCUGCAGAAGAACCCGCACGGAGGACCCCCAGUACCCAUGGUUGAUUUCCGGGCCGAGUUCAUCAAGGGUUUUCUGGGAAUGAAAGAGCUGUAUUGGAACAGCAACACGUUCUCUCUCCCGGAAAUUAUCUAUGGAGUGUCUCUCGUCUUCAGUCCGCGCGUCUUCCUCUUCGCCAUGCUGUUCCAUGCCAACGCGUUUGAGGCCCCCAAAAUGGAUGAUUAUUAUGUGUUCUGUAAAGUAGAGGUGGUAAAGGGUCAGGUUCGAAUUCUGCGAGAUCAACCCAUGAGUGCUGGCACCCUCAAUGCACAACUCCGGUCUUUUUCUGAGAUCCACGGAUCUCUCAAUGCCCUGCUCUCGCAUCAAUUCCGUUAUGGCAGCGGGAAGAUGCUCGAUGAAAGAUGGGUGAGCGAUGCUCAGCGGAAUCUGAUCAUGAAGCAUGCGAGUAGCACUACCUUUCUUAACCAUUACCGCCCAAGGCGCCAUGUUUUCAUGCAAGAACACAUGCUUGGGCUUCCGCCGGACAAGGAAUUUGAGCGGGCAGUGACGAGCAUCAGUCGGUGGAUUGAUAAGUGGCGUCCGCGGUAUCUGAACGAUAUGGAAAAAGCGUCUGUGGAGCGUGAUCCUGAGUUGCAAGCGGCGAUCCAACGGCGGGAGGACUUGGCCGAUGAGUACGAACACAGUCAAGACCCUACGCUGAUUCCACUGUUACGAGAGCGGCAGCAGGACGUUACCAACACCCGCCGGCGGUUACAGUACAAACGGCGGAAAGAAGUGCGUCAGGAGUUCAGUCGAAAGCAAGCGGUCAUCGACAUCGAGCGGCAGCUGUCCGGGUCCGCCGUCCAUGAUGAGGAUGACCGUGAGUUCUCACAGGCAGAGUAUGAGAUGCCUCCGGCGCAGAUCCGUCUCGUAGAGAAGCUCCUGGUUGUGCCAACCUCAUGGUCACUGGAAGCUGAGUGGCAACGACGUCACGAGGCUGUGGAGGCCAUAAAGGAGCGGGCCGCUCCGGGGACGGCCGAAGCGAUCGGUGCCGCGCGAUGGAGAAAUAACGAGAGCAUCCAACCAGAACGUGAGAUCGAACAAGAGGAACACCCAAGUAUAUCUGCAUGGGAGGCAAAGUUCCAGGAAACCAAGGAGCACAUCCAGACGGCGCAGAAGCCGUUGGCAUGCUUUCAAUGUUACAAAACGUCCUCUCAACAUCAGGGCGUCCAGAGGCACUUCCGGACCGCGCAUCUCGGCGAUUGCAAGUGCAACUUCUGCGAUAUGGAGCUUCUGCAUCAGAUGCACCUGCAGAACCAUGCAGCGGCAGUCCACCACCUUCGUACUUGA